UUCAUCUCUUUGAUUAGUUUUUAAGCAAAGAAAAAGAACCCAUUUUUUAUUCACCAAAGAUGUUGCAUAUAAGGUUCAUAGAUAUAAUACUUUGGGUUUUCUUAGUUUUAUAUACCCUCAAGAACUCCUCAAUGCAUGCUCAUCAAGGUGAUGAAAGUAAAGAAUAUGUUGUAUCUGUUCGAAAGGAAUUUGAUGAGGGUUUUAGAGGAAGGAAAAUGGGAGGACAUGAAGUAGGUGUGGAUUCAAAGAAUUCAGGUGGGAAUAAUGAUGCUGAAAUUAUGUCCACCCAAAAAUUUCACGAUCAAGCAAGUAAUCAGGUUGAAGGGCACUCUAAAGCAAAACCCAGCUUGAAGAAUCUUUCUUCAAGGCGUGAUAAUGAUGAACCCACAGUCAUGGGCAACACAAUUGAAUCAAAAAGGCUAUCUGAGGCAGAUGCUAAAGAAGUUAUAAACUUGAUGAAUAAAGAUUACAAAGGAUUCGACCAACCUCGACAAAAGCCACCCAUCAACAAUCAUGUACCAAAACAUUGAUUAAAGUUUCUUGUUUUGUAAUUGUAACCUUUGGGCUAUGUUUUUUUUGGGGGCUCACAAUUUUGCAUCUCAA
Molecule: messenger RNA, 603 nt
Organism: Gossypium raimondii (Peruvian cotton)
Lineage: Eukaryota; Viridiplantae; Streptophyta; Magnoliopsida; Malvales; Malvaceae
Exons: 5
Coding region: 60-530 (156 amino acids)
Biological process (GO): regulation of root meristem growth
Molecular function (GO): growth factor activity
Source: RefSeq, a predicted model, not a curated record